Heterostelium album PN500 is the source of this 384-nucleotide messenger RNA. RefSeq lists its product as uncharacterized. Bases 1 to 384 code for a protein of 127 amino acids. Lineage: Eukaryota; Evosea; Eumycetozoa; Acytosteliales; Acytosteliaceae. The transcript is spliced from 2 exons. The record is from RefSeq and is a predicted model, not a curated record.
AUGUCUUUCAAAAUUAUUGUUGAUGGUGUGCCAAACAUACAAGAUCUCAUCAACUGUAAAGGUCCUUGGAGCACCGAUCCCGCAUCACCAGUUAAGGGUCACUGUGUGACAUACACCUAUGUUAACGAGUAUUUUUUCAAUUGUUUGGAGAUUAAGGGACAAACUCUUCGUAAGGAAAACGUCAGGAAAGAUGGUAAUCGAUGGAUGCAGCCAAUGCUCAAUAGGCAAUUGCUUAAAUUAGCAUUGAAGACGGAAGGUCCCAAUCUCUUCUCGUCGUCCCUCACUGGCCAUCCUACUCCAACAAAUUCAUCCUCAAUAAAACUCACUAUUCAAUCAGCAUCUCCUCAUAUCAUGAUCCUCAAAGCGAUCGACCUCCAACCUUAG